AUGGGAUCAAGAAUUCUUGUGUACUUGCUUCUUGUUUCCUCUCAAAUUCUGGCUAUACUGGCACGGACAGACGGUGAUGAUCUUGCUGCUCUAAAUGCAAUCAAAUCUAGCUGGAGUAACUUGCCCCCAAACUGGACAGGGUCAGAUCCUUGUGGCAGCAGUUGGGAUGGGAUUAAUUGCACUGAUACACGCGUGACCUCCAUAAUGUUGGCAGGCACAGGGGUGGAAGGUAGUGAGUUCAGUGACAUUUCAUCAUUGACCGAGUUGCAAUUUUUGGAUCUUUCUAACAACAUUGGACUUAAAGGGAGUCUUCCAGAAUCAAUUGGAAACUUGAAGAAACUGUCUACCUUGAUUUUGGUUGGCUGCAGCUUUUAUGGUCCCAUUCCAGAAGCAAUAGGCUCUCUGGAUCAGCUGACAUUUUUAUCUUUGAACAACAAUAGCUUCAAUGGCCCAAUUCCAUCUUCAAUUGGUAAUCUAACUCGGCUUUCAUGGCUGGAUCUAAGUUACAACAAGCUUAGUGGUACCAUUCCAGUUGCCAGCAAAACUGCGAAGGGUUUGGACACACUACUUAAUGCUAGACACUUUCAUUUGUCGAAUAAUCUACUUUCUGGGUCUAUCCCCGAUCAACUGUUCAGUUCAAACAUGAAGCUUAUACACACGAUAUUUGACCACAACCAACUCACCGGGAAUUUACCUUCCACUCUAGGAUCUGUAAAGACAUUGGAGAUUGUACGCUUUGACUGGAAUUUUCUUGAUGGACCCAUCUCUCCAAACCUGAGUAAUCUUACAAAUAUGAAUGAGUUGUACUUGUCUAAUAAUAAGUUUACAGGAAAUAUACCCAACCUCACAGGCAUGAAUUUCCUAUACUACGUGGAUGUGAGCAAUAAUAAUUUUAAUGCAUCAAAUGUUCCACAAUGGAUUACAAGCCUCCAGUCUUUGACAACAUUAAUGAUGGAGAACACACAACUCCAAGGUCUGAUCCCAGUUGAGCUCUUCAGACUUCCUCAAUUGGAGACUGUGGUGCUCAGCAACAAUAAUCUUAGUGGAGUCUUAAAUAUUGGCAAUAGCUACAGCAACAAUUUAACCCUUGAUUUGCGGAACAAUUCCAUUACCGACUUUAUGCAAAAGACUGAUUACAGCAUGGGGGAGCUAAUACUAGUUGGUAACCCCCUUUGCAAUGCGAAUGGAGCAACUUUGAAAUACUGUAUAGUUGAGAAUCACCAUAAUAACUCAUUCCCGUCAAACAAUUAUUUACAAAAUUUCACUUAUUACAAAACCCUUUAUGAGGCUCUGAUGUCUGUUUUUCACUCCAACGGGCUGCCUGUUGAUUCAGUUCUUCUUGCUAAUCCAACUGUUGACAUAUAUAACUACCUUCAGUUCCGUCUGCAAAUUUUUCCUUCUGGUCAAGAUUCUUUCAAUCGAACAUCGAUAUCGACAAUAGGUUUCCUACUCAACCGUCAGCAAUUUCGGCUUCAAUAUUAUGGGCCAUUCUUCUUCAUUGAUGAACCGUACUGUUGUUUUGCAGGAUCAAAAAAGUCAUCAAAUGCUGGCAUUAUCAUUGGAGUAGCAGUUGGCUGUUCUGUGCUUGUGCUAUUAGUUAUCUUUGCUGGAAUUUAUGCUUUUCUUCAGCGUAAAAGAGCAAAAAGAGCUUUCGAAAGGAGCAACCCGUUUUCAUCUUGGGACCCUAAAAAAGGAAGCGGCAGUGUUCCACAGCUUCAGGGAGCAAAAUGGUUUUCCUUUGAAGAUCUCAAGAAAUGCACGGACAAUUUUUCAGAAUCCAAGUGCAUUGGAUCUGGAGGCUACGGAAAGGUUUACAAAGGAGCUAUUUCUUCUGGACAAUUAGUUGCAAUCAAGCGUGCUCAACAGGGAUCAAUGCAGGGGUCCUCUGAGUUUAAAACAGAGAUUGAACUUUUGUCAAGGAUUCAUCAUAAGAAUGUCGUCAGCCUUGUGGGAUUCUGUUAUGAUCAAGCUGAACAAAUGCUGGUCUACGAAUAUAUAUCCAAUGGUACCCUUCGAGAUUGUCUUUCAGCCGCUAAGUUUACAGGGAAAAUCGGAUUCAAGUUGGAUUGGAGCAGAAGACUUACAAUAGCUCUUGAUGCAGCCAGAGGACUGUCAUAUUUGCAUGAGCUUGCCAAUCCUCCGAUUAUUCACAGGGAUAUUAAAUCAAACAACAUCUUGAUGGACGAUCAUUUCAAUGCAAAAGUUGCUGAUUUUGGUCUAUCGAAACUCAUGGGUGAUACGGGCAAGGGUUAUGUUACCACUCAAGUCAAAGGGACACUGGGCUACAUGGAUCCUGAAUACUACAUGACCCAACAGCUUACUGAAAAAAGCGAUGUAUAUAGCUUCGGAGUUGUACUGCUAGAGCUGAUAACUGCUAAAGCCCCUAUAAAUCAUGGGAAACACAUUGUAAGAGUUGUUCAGGAGGCAUUGGACGACCCAGAAGGUUCUGAAAAUCUCAAUAAAAUUCUUGAUCCAGCCAUGGGAUCAGGAUCACAUGUUGGUUUGAAAAAGUUUGUCGAUCUUGCAAUGAGCUGCGUCGGAGAAUCUGCUGUUGACCGGCCUACAAUGGGAGAGGUCGUGAGAGAGAUUGAGCACAUCCUGGAAUUGUCACCUGAAAACAAGAAAAUGGACCAAAAAAUUUCUGGAUCUAGCUAUGAGGAAGAAAACGACGAGAGUCCUCUCCAUUCUUAUGACACUGAGGUGUUUGAUGUCAGCUAUGGCUCUUUCCCGUUCCGCGUAGAGCAUCAGUAUGGGAAGUAA
Messenger RNA from Fraxinus pennsylvanica, 2760 nucleotides. Lineage: Eukaryota; Viridiplantae; Streptophyta; Magnoliopsida; Lamiales; Oleaceae. The record is from the annotation of a GenBank genome assembly.